AUGAUCACUACACGUAACCCAAUUACGCUUCUGCUGUUGGUCACCUUGUGGCUUCAGCUGGUCUGGGCCGGCCUCAAGGAACCGACGACGGUCAAGGGCAAGCCAUUCCCGUCGCUGAUUGACGCCACCAUGGAAGACAUCUCCAAGGGUCUCGACACUAAACUCUUUACGAGCGUCGACCUGACAAAGGCCUACAUCGCCCGCAUCAACGAGGCAAACGGCUACUUCCACGCCGUCACCGAGAUGAACCCAGACGCCCUUAAAAUCGCCGCCGAGCUGGACGAAGAGCGCGCACAAGGCAAGACCCGCGGCCCCCUUCACGGCAUCCCCGUGCUUUUAAAGAUGAGCAUGGCCAGCGCCGACUCCAUGAACACCACGGGCGGCUCGACGCUGCUCCUCGGCGCCAAGUUCGCCCGCGACGCCACCGUCGUCCGCAAGGUGCGCGAGGCCGGCGGCGUGAUACUAGGCAAGGCCAACAUGAGCCAGUGGGCGACGUUCCGCAGCAGCGACAACAGCUCCAGCAACGGCUGGAGCGCCCACGGCGGCCAGUGCCUCGGCGCCUACCACCCGGACAUGGACCCCAGCGGUUCGUCCAGCGGGUCCGCCGUCGCCACCACCCUGGGCCUGGCCGCCGCCGCGCUGGGUACCGAGACGGACGGCUCCGUCAUCCUGCCCGCGCAGACGGCCAGCCUGGUUGGGAUCAAGCCGUCCGUGGGGCUGACGUCGCGCUUCCUCGUGCUGCCGGUCAGCGAGCACCAGGACACGGUGGGGACGAUCGCACGGACGGUGAAAGACGCCGCGCGUCUGCUGCAGCCCAUCGUGGGCCGGGAUGACCGCGAUAACUACACAGACGCGAUCCCGUUCGAGCAGGUGGCGACGCCAGACUAUGAGCGCGCGACGGGGAACAAGGACGCGCUCAGGGGCGCGCGGCUGGGCGUGCCGACCAACACGAUCGCGCUGUUCAACUACACCCUGCCCGACCAGGACCCGGUGAUGCAGGCGUUCCGCGCGGCAGUCGACGAGAUCCAGCGGGCGGGGGCGGUCGUGGUCGAGGCAAACUUCACCAUGGCGGAGCAGUGGAACAAAUCCAAGUCGGAGAACAUUGUGCUGUUUUCCGACAUGGUCACGGCGCUGCCUAAAUUCCUGGCCGAGCUGACGGUCAACCCUUCGGGGAUCAGGAACCUGGCCGACGUCAGGCGGCUGACCAUUGAGGCGGGCGCCAAGGAGGACUACCCGGCCCGGGACGUCGAGACGUGGGAUAUAUGCCUCGACAAGCAGGGAUUCGGCAACGAUGACCCGCGCGCGCUGGCCGCGCUGGCCGAGGAUAGAAUGCUCGGUGGCGAGGGGGGUCUGCUGGGGGCCAUUGAGCGGCACAGGCUCGACGCCAUCCUCAUGCCGACGCCGAUAUCGAGGAACUUUGCGGCGAUUGUGGGCGCACCCGUCGUGACUGUUCCGAUGGGCUACUAUCCUGCGUCUCAGCCUGUAAAGAGAUCUCCUGGCAGGAUUGGUCUUGUGGACACGGGUCCCAACAUACCGUUCGGGUUAAGCUUCCUGGGCGCAAGGUUUACCGAGGAGAAGCUAAUAGGGCUGGCCUAUGGUUAUGAGCAGCGGACAAAUUUCCGGGACAAGGUGCCGCCGAUGAGGAUACCCAAGACAGAGCUUGGUGAUAUUGUUGGCUUCUGA
Messenger RNA from Pyricularia grisea, 1683 nucleotides. RefSeq lists its product as uncharacterized. The transcript is spliced from 2 exons. The coding region runs from base 1 to 1683 and encodes 560 amino acids. NCBI's taxonomy places the organism in Eukaryota, Fungi, Ascomycota, Sordariomycetes, Magnaporthales, Pyriculariaceae. The record is from RefSeq and is a predicted model, not a curated record.